AUGCUUGAAUUAUUGAAUCAACUUGAUGGAUUUAGUCCUAAUGAUAAAAUUAAAGUAUUUUUUAAUUAUAAUAUUUAUAGUUCAUUUCUGCAACCAAUAGACCUAAUAUUUUAGAUCCAGCCUUGUUAAGAUCAGGUAGAUUGGAUAGAUAGAUUGAAUUCCCAUUUCCAAAUGAAAAAUCUAGAGCAUAAAUUUUAAAGAUUCAUUAUAGAAAGAUCUCUGUUGCUAAAGAAACUGUUAAUUAUGUAGAAAUUGCUAGAAAUACUAAUUAAUUUAAUGAUGCUUAAUUGAAUGCUGUCUGGUAUGAUAGCAUUGAAUAGAGGAGGAACAUUCUUAAUUCAUGA
Messenger RNA from Paramecium pentaurelia, 344 nucleotides. The record is from the annotation of a GenBank genome assembly. NCBI's taxonomy places the organism in Eukaryota, Ciliophora, Oligohymenophorea, Peniculida, Parameciidae.